AUGCUUGAGUUCCUGUUUAAUACCGACAGCAACCUCCUCGUCGGAGCGGGUGUGGCUGUAGGUGCUGCAAUUAUCAUCAAGUACAUGAAUGUACGAGCGGAUAUAGCGCAACAACGAGCGUAUGAGGCGGCCAAGGCGCGACAGGAGAUGCUCAAGGCAGAGCGCGAAAAGCCUGUUACGCGGCGCUUUUAUACACCGGAAGAGCUGCUGCCUUUCAACGGCGAAAAUGGCCGGCCCAUUUACAUAGCCAUUCUUGACGAAAUUUAUGAUGUGAGUCGCAAGCGUGAUUUUUACGGUCCAGGGGAGGGCUAUCACUUGUUUGCUGGCCGGGACGCGUCACGUGCACUAGCGAAAAUGUCGUUUGAGAAAGAGGAUCUGGAGAGUAAUGAUCUGUCGGAUCUAAGUUUUAUGGACAAGGAGACGCUAAACGAUUGGGUCGCUAAAUUUAGCGUCUACAAUAGCUACCCAAACGUUGGGCGUGUGCUACGCCGCCGCGACCUGACGCUUGAACAGUUGCGUCAAUUUAAUGGCGUCGACAAUCCUCGCCAGAUCGUAUAUGUGGCUGUUAAGGGCAACAUUUAUGAUGUGACGCUAGAUGGUCUGAAUCACUAUGGACCUGAUGGUGGCUACAAACAAUUUGCUGGCCGUGACUGCUCACGCUCGCUCGCUUGCAUGUCCUUUGUGGAUGAGUACCUUGACAAUCCAACGCUGGAAGGCCUUACGGAAAAGCAGCUGGAGACGCUCAAUAAAUGGGAAGAUAAGUUUAAGGAAAAGUACCCAGUCGUGGGCAAGAUUAUCAAGUAG
This is a messenger RNA of Plasmopara halstedii, 804 nucleotides long. RefSeq names its product heme steroid binding domain-containing. Gene Ontology annotation, cellular component: endomembrane system; membrane. Lineage: Eukaryota; Oomycota; Peronosporomycetes; Peronosporales; Peronosporaceae. The record is from RefSeq and is a predicted model, not a curated record. The transcript has a single exon. Bases 1 to 804 code for a protein of 267 amino acids.